Messenger RNA from Pocillopora verrucosa, 881 nucleotides. RefSeq lists its product as uncharacterized. The record is from RefSeq and is a predicted model, not a curated record. Gene Ontology annotation, cellular component: membrane. NCBI's taxonomy places the organism in Eukaryota, Metazoa, Cnidaria, Anthozoa, Scleractinia, Pocilloporidae.
GCUCUUCUGUGCUGUGGUUUUAUCACGCCGAUUUGUCGCGUGUUUUUUGCGAAGGCAAGUGGACUCGGUGAAAUCUCUGUACUGAAUUGUGCCCUUAACAAACUCAGGAUUGAAUUUUCUUUGAAGUUCAGCUGAAGCGUUCACAGGCAGCUGUCAAGAUGAGUAGUUAUCCAAAUAGCCGCAGACCUAUGAUCAAUAGCGCCUACAUUUGUUCCAUACGAGGAUUUCUUAAGAUCUUAGAGAGCAUUUUGCUGUUGGCCUCCUUCAUAUUCGGUCAGCUUUAUGAAUCAUUUUACAGUCCCCCUCACCUACCCUACUUCUUCGUGGCUGUAUUUGUGGGAAUGAUACUUCUCCUUCUGCUGUAUACCUUCUUUCUGUUCUCGUUGGAGAAGCGGUUUGAGACCUUCAACUGGUAUCUUAUGGACGUAAUCUUUUGUGGCUUUUUAGCCGUGAUGCUCACAGCAAGUGCUGGACUCCUGGCUAAAGAGGCAGACUUCAGGGAGAGACACGGAAAUGAUUUUUCUGGUUGGCUCUACGAUCGUCUCGUGGCUGCAGUGGUUCUGGCGUUUGUUGUCGUGCUGUUACUCAUCAUCGAUAUCAUCGUCAGUUUGUUUCAGUAUCGCCGCUUAAGACAAAUGGGACAACGCUAGGGACUAAUCGGUGAAUAUGACUCCACGAUGAUCUCUUUCAUUGAGUAACCAAUGACGUUGUCACGCGGGUUUUGUAGUUAGGUUUAAUUCAUGGAACGUCGCCUUGAAAGAGUUACGUGACAGCCCAAAAGCUGACUCCGAGGAGUACGUCGGCCCUUUGUGUUUGAAUGUGCUUCAUCAGGUUUUUUGUGCUUUUAUAAUUAUCUUUGUACAUAAAAAAGUUAGUUGAUA